This is a messenger RNA of Suncus etruscus (white-toothed pygmy shrew), 4204 nucleotides long. It is a transcript of the gene DHX38, whose product is annotated as DEAH-box helicase 38. The transcript is spliced from 27 exons. Gene Ontology annotation, molecular function: RNA binding; ATP binding. Gene Ontology annotation, cellular component: spliceosomal complex; intracellular anatomical structure. NCBI's taxonomy places the organism in Eukaryota, Metazoa, Chordata, Mammalia, Eulipotyphla, Soricidae. Bases 157 to 3834 code for a protein of 1225 amino acids. Gene Ontology annotation, biological process: mRNA splicing, via spliceosome. The record is from RefSeq and is a predicted model, not a curated record.
CUCACGAGGCAUUAUGGGACAGUAAUGGACGCUUUGAAGGUGUGGGUUUGUGCUCUCUAAGGCUGUCUGAGCAAGUAUUGGAGGCACCGCAGCCCCCGAAUUUGGGACCGAAGGUCCCGUGUGCCGGUCUCGGGGAGGCACUUCCCAGAGUCUACCAUGGAGGAUUCGAGCGAGGACACCUCGAUCCAUCGGUUGGAGGGCACUGACCUGGAUUCUCAGGUUGGUGGUCUCAUUUGUAAGACCAAGAGCGCAGCUAAUGAGCAGCACGUCUUCAAGGCUCCAGCUCCCCGCCCUUCCUUGCUCGGCCUAGACUUGCUGGCUUCUCUGAAACGGAGGGAGCGAGAGGAGAAGGAAGAAGCGGAGGACAAGAAGAAGUCCAGAGUCUCCUCCUACAAGGACUGGGAAGAGAGCAAGGAUGACCAGAAGGACAUGGAGGAGGAUGGCAGUGAGCAGUCUGGCCGAAGUGGCCGGACUGACAGGCAUUAUCGAUUGGCCCGAGUAGAGACCCCCUCGCAUCCUGGUGGUGUGAGUGAAGAGUUUUGGGAGCGCAGUCGGCAGAGAGAGCGAGAGCGGCGGGAACACGGGGUCUAUGCUUCCUCCAAAGAAGAAAAGGAGCGGAAGAAGGCGAGGUCGCGUGAUCGAGAUGGGGAGCGCAAGAGAGACAGAGAUGAGCGGGACAGAAGCCGCCACAGCAGCAGGUCAGAGCGGGAAGGUGGGUCAGAGCGCAGCAGCCGAAGAAGUGAGCCCGAGAGCCCGCGACAUCGACCUAAAGAUGCCAGCACCCCGUCAAGGUCCACCUGGGAGGAGGAGGAGAGCGGCUACAGUUCCUCCCGGCGUUCGCAGUGGGAAUCACCCUCACCAGCACCUUCCUAUCGGGACUCAGAGCGGGGCCACCGGCCAUCUAGCCGAGAUAGGUCUGUGCGGAGUAAAUACUCAGAUGACACUCCCCUGCCAACCCCGUCCUAUAAGUACAACGAGUGGGCUGAUGACAGAAGGCACCUGGGCUCCACCCCGCGGCUAUCCAGGGGUCGAGGACGACGUGAGGAUGGUGAGGACGGGAUUUCCUUUGACACCGAAGAGGAGCGACAGCAAUGGGAGGAUGAUCAGAGGCAAGCUGACCGUGAUUGGUACAUGAUGGAUGAAGGUUACGAUGAGUUCCACAAUCCCCUGGCCUACUCCUCUGAGGACUAUGUAAGGCGACGGGAGCAGCACUUGCAUAAGCAGAAGCAGAAGCGCAUUUCUGCCCAGCGGAGACAGAUCAAUGAGGAUAAUGAACGCUGGGAGACCAACCGCAUGCUCACCAGUGGGGUGGUCCACCGGCUGGAGGUGGACGAGGACUUUGAGGAAGACAGUGCGGCCAAGGUGCAUCUAAUGGUGCACAAUCUGGUGCCUCCCUUCCUGGAUGGGCGCAUUGUCUUCACCAAGCAGCCUGAGCCUGUGAUUCCUGUCAAAGAUGCCACCUCUGACCUGGCCAUCAUUGCUCGUAAAGGCAGCCAGACUGUGCGCAAGCACCGGGAACAGAAGGAGCGCAAGAAGGCUCAGCACAAACACUGGGAACUGGCUGGAACCAAGCUGGGAGACCUCAUGGGUGUGAAGAAAGAGGAGGAGCCUGAUAAAGCACUAACGGAAGACGGGAAGGUGGACUACAAAACGGAGCAGAAGUUCGCAGAUCACAUGAAGAAGAAGAGUGAGGCCAGUAGCGAGUUUGCCAAGAAGAAGUCUAUCCUGGAGCAGCGGCAAUACCUGCCCAUCUUCGCAGUGCAGCAGGAGCUGCUCACCAUUAUCAGAGACAACAGCAUCGUGAUCGUGGUUGGUGAGACAGGGAGCGGGAAGACCACGCAGCUGACGCAGUACCUGCACGAGGACGGCUACACGGACUACGGCAUGAUCGGGUGCACACAACCACGACGUGUGGCUGCCAUGUCCGUGGCCAAGAGAGUCAGUGAGGAGAUGGGGGGCAGCCUUGGCGAGGAGGUGGGGUACGCCAUCCGUUUCGAGGACUGCACGUCGGAAAACACCUUGAUCAAGUACAUGACAGAUGGUAUCUUGUUGCGGGAAUCGCUUCGGGAGGCCGACCUGGACCACUAUAGCGCCAUCAUCAUGGACGAGGCCCAUGAGCGCUCGCUCAACACUGACGUGCUCUUUGGGCUGCUACGUGAGGUGGUGGCUCGGCGCUCAGACCUGAAGCUCAUCGUCACCUCGGCCACCAUGGAUGCUGAUAAGUUUGCAGCCUUCUUUGGGAAUGUCCCCAUCUUCCACAUUCCGGGCCGUACCUUCCCUGUGGACAUUCUCUUUAGCAAGACCCCGCAGGAGGACUACGUGGAGGCAGCAGUGAAACAGUCCUUGCAGGUACACCUGUCAGGCGCUCCUGGGGACAUCCUUAUCUUCAUGCCUGGCCAGGAGGACAUUGAGGUGACCUCGGACCAGAUUGUGGAACACUUGGAAGAGCUGGAGAAUGCGCCCGCCCUUGCUGUGCUGCCUAUCUAUUCCCAGUUGCCCUCUGACCUCCAGGCCAAAAUUUUCCAGAAGGCUCCAGAUGGCGUCCGCAAGUGCAUCGUUGCCACCAAUAUUGCCGAGACGUCUCUGACGGUGGACGGCAUCAUGUUCGUGAUCGACUCUGGUUAUUGUAAAUUAAAGGUCUUCAACCCCAGGAUCGGCAUGGACGCACUGCAGAUCUACCCCAUCAGUCAGGCCAAUGCCAACCAGAGGUCAGGGCGAGCCGGCAGGACGGGCCCAGGUCAGUGCUUCAGGCUGUACACCCAGAGUGCCUACAAGAACGAGCUGCUCACCACGACAGUACCUGAGAUCCAGCGGACCAACCUGGCCAAUGUGGUGCUGCUGCUCAAGUCUUUGGGGGUGCAGGACCUACUGCAGUUCCACUUCAUGGACCCACCACCCGAGGACAACAUGCUCAACUCCAUGUACCAGCUCUGGAUCCUGGGUGCCCUGGACAACACAGGCGGCCUGACCUCGACGGGACGGCUGAUGGUGGAAUUCCCAUUGGACCCAGCCCUGUCCAAGAUGCUCAUCGUCUCCUGCGACAUGGGCUGCAGCUCUGAGACACUGCUCAUCGUGUCCAUGCUCUCAGUCCCUGCCAUCUUCUACCGGCCCAAGGGCCGAGAGGAGGAGAGUGACCAGAUCCGUGAAAAGUUUGCUGUGCCUGAGAGCGACCACCUGACCUACCUGAAUGUCUACCUGCAAUGGAAGAACAACAACUACUCCACCAUCUGGUGUAAUGACCACUUCAUCCAUGCCAAGGCCAUGCGGAAGGUCAGGGAGGUGCGCGCGCAGCUGAAGGACAUCAUGGUGCAGCAGCGCAUGAGCCUGGCCUCGUGUGGCACUGACUGGGACAUCGUACGCAAGUGCAUCUGUGCCGCAUACUUCCACCAGGCUGCCAAACUCAAGGGGAUUGGGGAGUAUGUGAACGUCCGAACGGGGAUGCCCUGCCACUUGCACCCCACUAGCUCCCUCUUUGGAAUGGGUUAUACCCCAGACUACAUCGUGUAUCACGAGCUGGUCAUGACCACUAAGGAGUACAUGCAGUGUGUGACCGCUGUGGAUGGAGAGUGGCUUGCAGAGCUGGGGCCCAUGUUCUACAGUGUGAAGCAGGCAGGAAAGUCACGGCAGGAGAACCGCCGACGGGCCAAGGAAGAGGCAUCUGCCAUGGAAGAGGAGAUGGCGCUGGCCGAGGAGCAGCUACGAGCCCGGCGGCUGGAGCAGGAGAAGCGCAGCCCCCUGGGCAGUGUUCGGUCUACCAGGAUCUAUACUCCUGGCCGGAAAGAACAGGGGGAGCCAAUGACCCCUCGCCGCACACCGGCCCGCUUUGGCCUCUGAGCUGACACUGGGCUUGCAGAGGAGGGACCCUGUGGCUGCAGCAUCCCAGAGCUGUCCGGCAAACCCUUCCAUGUGUCCUACCCUGGCACGUCAAGCUUCCAGGGGACAUGCCUCCUGGGCUAGGCCUUCUCGGUGCGGGCACUGGAAGGAACGAGUGCAGAAUGGUCCAGAAGCCGCCCAAGCACCCAGAGGUGCUGAACUGCAGCCCAUGGCAGCCAGCACCAUCCACGGGACAUGGGGUGUCAGAGACUUGGCCAGGAUGCUGUUUUUUAAAAUGAAAUCUUGUGUAAAGCAACAAAAUAGCUUUAAAGAGGGAAUUUUAAUUUGAUUAUAAUUCAGGGUUUGGAAAUAAAUUUAUUGUUUAUAAAAA